AUGCAGAAAAGAAAUGAAUCAGACGGGAAUUUUCAACAAGACACUACAAUGACAAUGAAUGCAGAUGAAAGAGAGGCGGAAGAACAGAUUGUUGCAGAAAAAUUAAUUAAUGAAGAGUAUAAAAUUUGGAAGAAAAAUUCUCCAUUUCUUUAUGAUCUUAUUGUAACGCAUGCUCUGGAAUGGCCUACUUUAACAAUACAAUGGUUUCCAGAUAAAGAAACUGUUCCCGGAAAAAGUUAUUCUGUCCAUAGAUUAUUGAUAGGAACACAUACAUCUGGAAAUGAUCAAAAUUAUUUGAAAUUUGCAGAAGUUCAUCUUCCUCUUUCUUCUACAGAUAUAGAUAUUCGAAAAUAUGAUGAAGAAAAAGAAGAAAUAGGAGGAUAUGAGGGAACAGAUGCAAAAAUCAAUAUAGUUCAAAAAAUUGAUCAUGAAGGUGAAGUGAAUUGUGCAAGAUAUCAACCUCAAAAUCCUAAUAUUAUCGCUACAAUGACAGUAAGUGGCGAAGUUUAUAUUUUUGAUAGGACAAAACAUUCAUCUAAUCCCAUGGGAACAUGUAACCCGCAAAUUAAACUCAAAGGACACACUAAAGAAGGGUAUGGUCUUUCUUGGAAUCCUCAUAAACUUGGGUAUUUAGUAACAGGCACAGAAGAUACAACUAUUUGGUCAAAUAUUUUAUCACCUAUUCAUAUUUAUACAACACAUACAGCAGUGGUUACGGAUGUUGCUUUUCAUCCACUUCACGAUUCUUUGUUUGGAUCAGUAUCUGAUGAUUUAUAUCUUCAAAUUCAUGAUAUUCGAUCAUCAAAUAUAACUUCUGCUGCACAUAAAGUAAAUGCUCAUUCUGAAGCAAUUAAUUCUUUAGCUUUUAAUCCUGCAUGUGAAUAUGUUUUAUCAACUGCCUCUGCAGAUAAAACAGUUGCUCUUUGGGAUUUAAGGAAUUUAAAACUUAAAUUGCAUUCUUUUGAAGGACAUGAUGAUGAAGUAACAUCUCUUUCUUGGUCUCCUCAUGAAGAAACUAUUUUAGCUAGCUCAAGUAUCGAUAGACGUAUUAUUUUAUGGGAUCUUAGUAAAAUUGGUGAAGAGCAAUCUCCUGAAGAUGCUGAAGAUGGUCCUCCUGAACUUUUAUUUAUGCAUGGAGGACAUACAAAUCGUGUUAGUGAUUUUAGCUGGAAUCUUAAUGAUCCAUGGGUUUUAGCAAGUUCUGCUGAAGAUAAUAUUGUUAUGGUUUGGCAGCCCGCUAACAAUAUUUAUAAAAAAGAUGAUAUUGAUGUUCCUUCAAGUGAUCUUGAAUAA
Pneumocystis murina B123 is the source of this 1293-nucleotide messenger RNA. RefSeq lists its product as hypothetical. Gene Ontology annotation, cellular component: Rpd3L complex; Rpd3L-Expanded complex; cytoplasm. NCBI's taxonomy places the organism in Eukaryota, Fungi, Ascomycota, Pneumocystomycetes, Pneumocystales, Pneumocystaceae. The transcript has 9 exons. The coding region runs from base 1 to 1293 and encodes 430 amino acids. Gene Ontology annotation, biological process: regulation of gene expression. The record is from RefSeq and is a predicted model, not a curated record. Gene Ontology annotation, molecular function: histone binding.